Messenger RNA from Rasamsonia emersonii CBS 393.64, 864 nucleotides. RefSeq lists its product as uncharacterized. The transcript is spliced from 2 exons. The record is from RefSeq and is a predicted model, not a curated record. NCBI's taxonomy places the organism in Eukaryota, Fungi, Ascomycota, Eurotiomycetes, Eurotiales, Trichocomaceae. Bases 1 to 864 code for a protein of 287 amino acids.
AUGUCGUUCUUGAUGACAGACUGCGCUCAGUUACAGAUCAGGGCACGCCACUUCCUUCUUUCACGAUCUUUCCCGCAACAAGCUCUUGUCCUGACCGCUCCAUGCGAUAGCGAUACACGCACAUGGAUCGCGACCAUCGAUGAGAACAUUGGAGCCUGGAGAAAAGUGGUUGAUGGUGAUCCUACAAAGCCAGGUGAUUUCGGCCUUCGGGCCAUGGUGAACAUGGGGGACGCGUCAAAAAGAGAUCGGCUCGAGCGUGCUCUAAGCAUGAUCACCGAGUCUGAAACGAGGAAAGGACGGAUCGGAUCUUUCAACCGUGAUGCAGGCUUUGUCACUGCAUCUUCGGGAACCCGCAAGGUCAGCGUGAACGGAAGAAGCUGGCCCCUUGACUGGGCUCUCAUCAGUCUCUAUACUCAGCGGCCUAUGACCAAUACCAUAGUUGAUGUGCCACACAAUUCCCUCAUGACUUGGUAUGAAGGAAUAGAAAUCAACGAGUGGUCGGCAUCAAAUUCUCUCAUGGGUCUACAGGUGUCGAAGAAGGGGCGCACCACUGGUUGGACAGAUGGUACUGUCAAUGCCAUCAAGACUGAUCUUCGACUCACAACGGAGGAGCAGCAUCCAAAGGUCAAUGUUUACGGAAAGCCUAUUUCGGCCUGGGCCAUACCGACGUCGUCAAAGGCGACCACAGCAUUUGCGUCCAGAGGUGAUUCUGGGUCUUUCAUUGUUGAAAUUUCUGGGAAAAUAAUUGGCCUACUGUUCGGAGCGAGUUACGAUGGUACUGCAUACUUUAUUCCAUUCAAUGUUGUCGUCGCCGACAUCGAGAAGGUGACCAGAGCGAAAAUCAUCAAUCCUUCGAAGGACUAA